This is a messenger RNA of Chlamydomonas reinhardtii, 1217 nucleotides long. RefSeq lists its product as uncharacterized. Bases 116 to 424 code for a protein of 102 amino acids. The transcript has 5 exons. The record is from RefSeq and is a predicted model, not a curated record. NCBI's taxonomy places the organism in Eukaryota, Viridiplantae, Chlorophyta, Chlorophyceae, Chlamydomonadales, Chlamydomonadaceae.
GAAUGCGAAGGGGUGGGCGAAGGGCAACGACGGACAGAUGUAAGGUAUCAUUUUCUGCAGUUCACCAGGCGCAGGGCCAGAAGACAGCCUUCAGGCCAGUUUACAUACGUUUGGCAUGGUGGAAGAGGCUGCUGCUGACGUGUGUGCGGACCUGAUUGAGAGGCCCAUGGCGCCGACCGGCCCCGCCGGGUACGACACGGCGCUGCUGCGUGCCGAGUACAGCAACACCGCCGCCAUCAGCAGCAUCGCGGCGCCGUACGUGCUGCUGCUGCUGGACGGGCACGGCAUCAACACCUGCAACAGCGAGCUGACUGCUAGCGGCAGUAGCAACCUCAACACCACCAACACCGCGGCCGCCGCCACCAGCAGUAGCAGCAGCUCCACCGGCAAGUCGCUGCUGCAGUGGCCCGUGUCCCGCCUGUAGGCUUGUCUGUGGGCUUGCCUGUAGGCUUGCCUGUAGGCUUGCCUGGGUACGCAGCGAUGGAUCGGUUGGGAGCAGGGGUGCGUGGGUUGAUUGGGUCGGUGUGGUGCAUGUGGUGGAUGGACGGAUGGAUGCUGGGUUGGGCCUGAAGACUGAGGCACCAAGGCAGACCAAGGCUGCAUGCCAUUAGUUGCAGGGCGCUGCAAUCACACAAUGUGUGUUUGUUGUCGGUUUGGCUGCGGGAAUCAAAACCUCGGGAAGACACGAUGGAGAAUCGGUGUGACACGGAAAGCAUGAUGUACGGGGACUCCGGAGCAGAGGCACAAGGCCAACAGGAAGGCCAUCACUGGAGGUGCCACCUGCGACGCUUAUGAUUUUGAUGAUAACAUACGCAUACAAGAACUGAUGUGCUAUUGUCCGGCCUCGAGCGCCCCUCUUGCGGGACCUGGAAGGAGUAAGGGCGGAGGCGAGGUCUGUGUGUUUGGGUUGGGCGUGCCCGAGCACGUUCGUGCGCCCUGUGGAACCAUACCCCCAGCCUUCUCGCAAGUUUUGACGGAAACAAGUUUGCCUGCUUAUUGGCAACUUGCCUUGUCGGAAGUGUGGGGCCCUGCAAAGCAUACUUUGUGACGUUGACGAAGCAAGUGGCGCUGUCCUAAUGUAGCCGACUCGUUAGGCGGCUGCGAAUCCUCAGUACGGUAGGUACGCGGAUGCACUUGUAUGGAUGGUGCGACCAGACCGCGACGUUCACAUAAUCAUGGUUUACAAGCUUUCAUUUGCACUGUAAGCGGCAAGUGCA